This is a messenger RNA of Polyodon spathula (Mississippi paddlefish), 1825 nucleotides long. RefSeq names its product ADP-ribosylation factor-like protein 5C. Lineage: Eukaryota; Metazoa; Chordata; Actinopteri; Acipenseriformes; Polyodontidae. Gene Ontology annotation, biological process: intracellular protein transport; vesicle-mediated transport; protein localization to Golgi membrane. Gene Ontology annotation, molecular function: GTPase activity; GTP binding. The record is from RefSeq and is a predicted model, not a curated record. The coding region runs from base 831 to 1370 and encodes 179 amino acids. Gene Ontology annotation, cellular component: cytoplasm; trans-Golgi network. The transcript has 5 exons.
AGUGUUUUCAAACGACAUGUUACAACACGUUUAAAUUAAACAAGGUGAAGUAAACCGAUAUCUUUAGUUGGAAAGUGAAAUUGAAGCUAGUUUUGUGUAUCACAUCUUUUCCGUUCAGGUAUUCCCCAAACAUUACCGCUUCAUGACGUGCAAAAAAACCUAAAAUUCCCCGAGUAAGUUCCUGUUCUCUGCGUCGUUCCGCUAACAACUAAUUCCAGUCAUCACCGACCUUUCCUCUACCCCGCCUCGUCGCCACAAACACGCCCACAAAAACACGAAUUCCCCGCCCCGCCCCGACUGAACUCGCUUCCAACCCCGCCCAUAUUAUCAAAGCCGCACCCACUGGGACUCCCCACUCUCCCCAUACGUCACCGGUACACUUUGAAAGUGUGCCGUAGCCGCAGAAUAAAGAAGACGGACAGAAAGAUGCAAGCAGCGGACGCAACUUGGAGUUUUUUUCCCCCAAUUUCGCCAGUGUAUAUGUAACACAGCUUCUGGUUUGUUUCAAUUUUCUUUAGUUUAUGUACUUAUUGCCUUUGUCUGGUGAAGGGGAGCACAUAGUAAAGCGUUUUUCUUAAUUUUUUUACAGUGUUGUGAUUGAGCUAACCUCAAAGUACAUAUUUUUGUAUGUUUUAAAGCGUAUAUGGUUGAAAUUAAGGUUCGGACACACGUUUAAUCCCAGACCUCCGACUGUGAAUAAAAUCUCUGACCGGGUAAAGCAGCCUUUGGAUCGACUUGAGCAGUUCUGAUUGACCGGUGAAUCCCUUCAUCGACACCAGCGACUGGAUAACUGAAAAACAGUUACUAUAUAUAUAAAUAUAUAAAGAAUAAUGGGGCUGCUCUUUACCAAAUUGAUGACCAUCUUCGGAAACCGAGAGCACAAAGUGAUCAUUGUUGGGCUGGACAACGCGGGCAAGACCACCAUCCUGUACCAGUUCCUGACGAAGGAGGUGGUGCACACCUCCCCCACCAUCGGCAGCAACGUGGAGGAGAUCGUGGUGAGGAACACGCACUUCCUGGUGUGGGACAUCGGGGGCCAGGAGAGCCUGCGCUGCACCUGGAGCUCCUACUACUGUAACACUGAGAUCGUGGUCCUGGUGGUGGACAGCACUGACCGGGAGCGUCUGUCCAUGUCUCGUGAGGAGCUGCAUCGCAUGCUGGCGCAGGAGGAGCUGCGCGGGGCGGCGGUCCUCGUCUUCGCCAACAAGCAAGACGCCAAGAACUCGAUGAGUGCCGGCGAGAUCUCCAGCUUCCUCACGCUUGGCGCCAUCCAAGACCAUCCUUGGCACAUACAGGGCUGCUGCGCUCUCACCGGAGAGGGAUUGCCAGCUGGUCUAGACUGGAUGCGUUCUCGAGUCACCGCUAACUAGAGACGAGGAAUGAGGGACUACUUUCUUGAGCUGAUGUUGUGCUAGCGAAUCACAGACAGUGUAAAGAGCCAGGCUGUCCCGGCAUACGCACAACCGGAACUACUUUCCUACACUGCGGGGCUGGGCAGGGGGUGGGACGGGACCACAAGGCUGCUCUUGGGACCCGGACUACACUGGACUGGACUGGACUGGGGGAUGUGGGUUCGAGCUGGUGUGGUGUCGGGGUCUGUGUGCAUCUGCAGAGACAGAACACAGAAGCACCAGCAAUGAGGACCCUGAUUUCUUUAGUACUGGGGGAGACACUUCAGUGGACAUUACAGUCUUUACCAUGGUUUUAAAUUGUUUGGUUUUUUUUUAAUGAUCAAAGAAACCUGUGAGCUUUUACUUGAAACCCGAGUGAGCGAGUGGGGGGAGUGAGCAAGUGGGAGGAGUGAGCUAGUGGGGGGGAGUGAGUG